Molecule: messenger RNA, 5837 nt
Organism: Nycticebus coucang (slow loris)
Lineage: Eukaryota; Metazoa; Chordata; Mammalia; Primates; Lorisidae
Gene: DEPDC5
Product: DEP domain containing 5, GATOR1 subcomplex subunit
Exons: 44
Coding region: 493-5361 (1622 amino acids)
Biological process (GO): positive regulation of autophagy; negative regulation of TORC1 signaling; intracellular signal transduction
Cellular component (GO): lysosomal membrane; GATOR1 complex
Molecular function (GO): GTPase activator activity
Source: RefSeq, a predicted model, not a curated record
CGCUGCCGGGGCGGGCCUGCCGGCGCCUCAACCUCAGGGGCGGAAGCUGCGCGGGCCGUGGAGGCGCAAGUGGGGUGUCCCCCGGAGGCACAGGGGACCUGGAGAGGGUCCAGGCCCAGGAGCCCCGGCCUGAGACGGAAGGGGCUCUAGAACCGCCAAUGAGUGGAGCUGUCCGCCCGGGACUGGCGCUUGGGGGGGCUUGAGGUAGGGGACUGGUGGCCGAGGUUCGAGUCCCGGCUCUGCCUCGAACCCGCUGUGUGACCUUGGACAAAUCUCUCUCCCUCUCUGAGUCUCCGCGGCUUCAACUGUGGAACAGAGGCAGGAAGGUCCGCUGAGAGUGGUACAGGUGGAGGUUCGGGGAAGGACCUCUGCCUAACUCCUCUUUGUAGUCGCCUUGCACAGGUCAUUGGCUGCGAAACGCGAACGUGACAGGGAGGCAAGAUGACUUCUCUGCCCCAAGCUUGGAACAGUUGAAGGAAACAACGGUGCAAAAUGAGAACAACUAAGGUCUACAAACUCGUCAUCCACAAGAAGGGAUUUGGGGGCAGUGAUGAUGAGCUAGUUGUGAACCCCAAAGUGUUUCCUCACAUCAAGCUUGGAGACAUUGUAGAGAUUGCUCACCCCAACGAUGAAUUCAGCCCUCUGCUUUUGCAAGUCAAGUCACUUAAGGAAGAUUUACAGAAGGAAACUAUCAGUGUGGACCAGACUGUGACUCAAGUGUUCCGGCUAAGACCUUAUCAAGAUGUCUAUGUGAAUGUUGUAGACCCUAAGGAUGUGACCCUUGACCUAGUGGAAUUAACUUUUAAGGAUCAGUAUAUUGGCCGUGGGGAUAUGUGGCGACUAAAGAAAAGUUUGGUCAGCACAUGUGCUUAUAUCACCCAGAAGGUGGAAUUUGCUGGCAUCAGGGCACAAGCUGGUGAGCUGUGGGUCAAGAAUGAAAAAGUCAUGUGUGGUUAUAUUAGCGAAGAUACCAGGGUGGUGUUCCGUUCUACGUCGGCUAUGGUUUACAUAUUUAUUCAGAUGAGCUGUGAAAUGUGGGAUUUUGAUAUUUAUGGGGAUCUGUAUUUUGAGAAAGCUGUGAAUGGUUUCCUUGCUGAUCUAUUUACCAAAUGGAAGGAAAAGAACUGUAGUCAUGAAGUAACAGUGAUUCUAUUUUCCAGAACUUUCUAUGAUGCAAAAUCUAUUGAUGAAUUUCCUGAAAUAAACAGAGCCUCAAUUCGACAGGAUCACAAGGGACGGUUCUAUGAAGACUUUUACAAAGUGGUGGUGCAGAAUGAGAGAAGAGAAGAAUGGACUUCGCUCCUCGUGACCAUUAAAAAACUCUUCAUCCAGUAUCCAGUGUUGGUGCGCCUGGAACAGGCAGAGGGCUUUCCUCAUGGAGACAAUUCUACCUCAGCACAAGGAAACUACCUGGAGGCCAUCAAUCUGUCAUUCAAUGUGUUUGACAAGCACUACAUCAACCGCAACUUUGACCGAACUGGACAGAUGUCUGUGGUGAUCACGCCUGGGGUGGGUGUCUUUGAAGUGGACCGCCUACUCAUGAUCCUGACCAAGCAGAGGAUGAUAGAUAAUGGAAUUGGUGUGGACUUGGUGUGCAUGGGAGAGCAACCAUUACAUGCUGUCCCAUUGUUCAAGUUGCAUAAUCGGAGUGCUCCUCGGGAUUCUCGUCUGGGUGAUGACUAUAAUAUUCCUCACUGGAUAAACCACAGUUUCUACACAUCCAAAAGCCAGCUCUUCUGUAACAGUUUCACCCCACGAAUAAAACUGGCAGGAAAGAAGCCUGCCUCUGAGAAAGCAAAAAAUGGCCGUGAUACUUCUCUCGGGUCUCCAAAAGAAUCUGAGAACGCCCUCCCCAUCCAAGUAGAUUAUGAUGCCUAUGAUGCUCAAGUGUUCAGGCUGCCCGGCCCAUCCCGGGCGCAGCGUCUCGCCACCUGCAGGUCUGUGCGAGAGCGGGAAAGUCAUAGUCGAAAGAGUGCCAGCUCCUGCGACGUCUCAUCCAGCCCUUCCCUGCCGAGCCGCGCACUGCCCGCUGAGGAAGUGAGAAGCCAGGCUUCUGACGACAGUUCCCUGGGCAAGAGCACCAACAUCCUGAUGAUCCCACACCCCCACCUGCACCAGUAUGAAGUCAGCAGCUCCUUGGGCUACACCAGCACUCGAGAUGUCCUGGAGAACAUGAUGGAGCCACCGCAGAGAGACUCGAGUGCACCAGGGAGGUUCCAUGUAGGCAGCGCAGAAUCCAUGCUCCAUGUCCGGCCUGGUGGAUACAUGCCCCAGCGAGCACUGAUUAACCCUUUUGCCCCCUCUCGAAUGCCUAUGAAGCUCACAUCUAAUAGAAGGCGCUGGAUGCACACUUUUCCUGUGGGUCCAUCCGGAGAGGCCAUCCAGAUCCAUCACCAGACCCGACAGAAUAUGGCGGAGCUGCAGGGCAGUGGGCAGAGGGACCCAACACACUCCUCUGCAGAGCUGCUGGAGUUAGCAUAUCAUGAAGCUGCUGGAAGGCACAGCACUUCCCGCCAGCCUGGUGACGGCAUGUCCUUCUUGAACUUCAGUGGAACGGAAGAGCUUUCUGUCAGCCUGCUUAGCAACAGUGGUGCAGGUUCAUCCAACAGUAUUCCUAGAGGCCUAUGGCUAAGGCUUGGAAACUGUGUUGACAGUAUGAAUCUUAGGACCCAGAAUAAGGAUUCUCUAGAGGACAAUGUUUCUACCUCUCCAGAACCAAUUCUGACACUGUCUGCUCCCCCUGUAGUGCCAGGCUUCUGUUGCACAGUUGGAGUGGACUGGAAGUCUCUCACUACUCCGGCGUGCCUCCCCCUCACCACCGACUACUUCCCUGACCGCCAGGGCCUCCAGAACGACUACACGGAGGGCUGUUAUGAUCUCCUCCCGGAAGCAGAUAUGGACAGGAGGGACGAGGAGGGUGUACAGAUGACGGCCCAGCAGGUGUUUGAAGAAUUCAUUUGCCAGCGUCUCAUGCAGGGGUAUCAAAUCAUAGUGCAGCCCAAGGCACAGAAACCCAACUCCGCUGUCCCACCUCCACUGAGCAGUAGCCCACUCUAUAGCCGAGGACUUGUGUCCCGAAACCGCCCUGAGGAGGAGGAUCAGUAUUGGCUGAGUAUGGGCAGAACUUUCCACAAAGUGACGCUGAAGGAUAAGAUGAUCACAGUGACACGAUACCUUCCCAAGUACCCUUAUGAAUCUGCCCAGAUCCACUACACCUAUAGCCUCUGCCCUUCCCACUCAGACUCAGAGUUUGUAUCCUGUUGGGUGGAAUUCUCCCAUGAACGGCUAGAGGAAUACAAGUGGAAUUACUUAGAUCAGUAUAUCUGUUCUGCAGGCUCCGAGGACUUCAGCUUAAUUGAGUCCCUGAAGUUCUGGAGGACCCGCUUCCUGCUGCUGCCAGCCUGUGUCACUGCCACCAAGCGCAUCACAGAGGGGGAGGUACACUGCGACAUCUAUGGGGACAGACCACGUGCUGAUGAGGACGAGUGGCAACUCCUGGAUGGUUUUAUCCGCUUUGUGGAAGGCUUGAAUCGGAUCCGCAGGCGGCAUCGGUCAGAUCGCAUGAUGAGGAAAGGGGCCACCAUGAAAGGCUUGCAGAUGACCGGGCCUCUUCCCACACACACACUCGAGUCAGCUGGCCCUCCGGUUGGGAAGAAGGGAACCUCAGCUCUGUCUGCCCUGCUGGAGAUGGAGGCCACUCAGAAGUGCCUGGGAGAACAGCAGUCAGCUGUGCAUGGUGGGAAGAGCUCCACUCAGCCAACAGAGAGCAGCAGUGUUACCAUGACUCCGACCCACGUGGACAGCCCACGGAAGGACGGGGCCUUCUUUAUGGAGUUUGUCCGCAGCCCACGCACAGCAUCGUCCACCUUCUACCCUCAGAUGUCUGUGGAACAAACAGUCCCUCCGUUGUUGGAUGGCACCAGUUUGGGGGUAACCACAGGCCAAUCCGUGGACAGAGGCAACAGCCAGGCCUUUGGGAACUCCCAGAACAUAGGAGAACAGGGCUUCCCCUCUGCAAACUCCAGUGACAACAGCUCUCAGCAGCCGGCAACAAGCUCCUUGACAUCAUCCUCCACUCUGAUGGAGAUCCUGGAAGCCAUGAAGCACCCCUCGACAGGAGUCCAGCUGCUCUCUGAACAGAAGGGCCUCUCCCCGUACUGCUUCAUCAGUGCCGAGGUGGUGCACUGGCUGGUGAACCACGUGGACGGGGUCCAGACACAGGCGAUGGCCAUCGACAUCAUGCAGAAAAUGCUGGAAGAGCAGCUCAUCAUGCAUGCAUCUGGGGAAGCCUGGCGGACCUUCAUCUACGGCUUCUAUUUCUACAAGAUAGUAGUGGACAAAGAGCCAGACCGAGUGGCCAUGCAGCAGCCCGCUGCCACCUGGCACACAGCCGGGGUAGACGACUUCGCCAGCUUCCAGCGUAAGUGGUUCGAGGUGGCCUUUGUGGCAGAAGAGCUCCUGCACUCCGAGAUUCCUGCCUUCCUCCUGCCCUGGCUGCCCAGCCGGCCAGCCUCCUAUGCAAGCAGGCACAGCUCCUUCAGCCGCAGUUUUGGAGGACGGAGCCAGGCAGCCGCACUCUUAGCUGCCACUGUCCCAGAGCAGAGGACUGUGACCCUGGACGUUGAUGUGAACAACCGCACAGACCGGCUGGAGUGGUGCAGCUGUUAUUACCAUGGCAACUUCUCCCUGAAUGCAGCCUUCGAGAUCAAACUGCACUGGAUGGCAGUGACCGCUGCGGUACUCUUUGAGAUGGUCCAAGGUUGGCAUCGGAAAGCUACCUCCUGUGGCUUUUUGUUGGUCCCGGUUUUAGAGGGGCCUUUCUCGCUGCCCAGCUAUCUGUAUGGCGACCCGCUUCGAGCUCAGCUCUUCAUCCCACUCAACGUCAGCUGCUUGCUUAAGGAGGGUAGCGAGCACCUGUUCGAUAGCUUUGAGCCGGAAACAUACUGGGAUCGAAUGCACCUUUUUCAGGAAGCCAUUGCACACAGGUUUGGGUUUGUACAGGAUAAAUAUUCUGCCUCUGCCUUUAACUUUCCUGCUGAGAAUAAGCCUCAGUACAUCCAUGUUACAGGAACAGUGUUUCUGCAGCUGCCCUACUCCAAGCGCAAGUUCUCAGGGCAGCAGCGGCGGCGGCGGAACUCCACCAGCUCCGCCAACCAGAACAUGUUCUGCGAGGAGCGGGUUGGCUACAACUGGGCCUACAACACCAUGCUGACCAAGACGUGGCGCUCCAGCGCCACGGGGGAUGAGAAGUUUGCCGACAGGCUGCUGAAGGACUUCACAGACUUCUGCAUCAACCGUGACAACCGGCUGGUCACAUUCUGGACGAGUUGCCUGGAGAAGAUGCACGCCAGCGCCCCAUGAGGCCAGGCUGCAGCGGGUCAGAAGGCUGUGUCCACGUUGGGGCAGGGAGGUGACCUGACACCCUCAGCAGUCUCCAGGCAUCAGCUGUCUGUUGGUGCGUGGGGGCCGUUGCUUCUUUUUGGUCCUCCCAACAAGUGUUGUUCCACUGGAGGAGAAAGACUUUGGAAGCAGCUGCUGCUGCCACCACCAUCCAAAUCCCAUCAGCAAGCGCCCAGCGGAGGUGGAAGGCACAGAUUGUCCGUGGGAGGGCUUCAGUGUCUGGGAAGCAGGCAGGCAGCCCCCGUGAAUGUCCUCAGAAUGGGGGUGGCUCCUGUGAGCGUCCUUCUCCUUUACCAUCCAUGUGCUAUUAGGAGCAGAAUCUGCUGCUUCCUGUCCAGGAGUGCACCCAGGGUGUAAGAUAAUCUUGUGAAAUAAUGUACCAUAGACUCACACAAACUGUAUAUACCUGUACAUAUCAGAAGUAAAUAAAGCUCCAC